AUGGAGCAGCAGCAGCCAGGGUCUCCUCCUAUAUACGCACAGAACAGCUCCACCAGACGGAGCCAUUGGUCCCGUCUAAGCAGGCGGCCUGCUGGACCUGUUGCUCGCCCCACUUCUGUGGCUUUUAGAGGCAUUCCCGUAGAUGGAGGUCGAGUAUCUGUAGAGGAGAAGCAGCAACAGCCACAACUGCAUCUAGGCAAUAACGCCAGCGUCAAGCCAGAGAAAUUGCAAGGAGCGGAGGCAGGUGCCUUUGUGAAGCAACAAUUUCACGAAGUGCGCCGGCAGCUAGCUCCACGUCAGGGUAUGCAGAGACAACAGCAGCAGUACAGACAACAGACAUGCCUUCAAAAGGCUUAUCUAAGGCGCCAGAAGCAGCUUUGCCAACCGCAGCAACAACACCUGCGCCACCACCUGCACAUAUCGCAGGGGCAGAAGAAACAGCAAGAGCCUCAUGAGCAGCUACACUGGCUGCAGCUAGAAGGCGCGCAGCUGGGGGAAGGUACAGUGGAGCAGGCGAUGCAGCCAUUUCCAUCGGAGCCGGACGGACGGCAGCAAAACAAACAGCAGAAGCACGACCGUCAACGAAUAGGACCACCCAGCUCAAGACAAGCGAGACGUACCCCGCAACAACAGCCGCAAGUGCAGGGGCGACCAAGACACGAACGUCUGCAGCAAAGACCGCAGCAGAAUCAGCAACGGCGGCGGCCCCAGUCGCAACACCAACUUCGAAUGCUGGAACAGAAGCAGCAGCUGGAAAUUGUGAGGCGAGAUAUUGAGGCGAUGGAACUUACGCACCAGCGACAGCCGCGGUUCAUGCCUAAGGAUGAACCCUAUUUGUACCCGGCAGUAGAGGUAGUGGUGCAGAAUGAAUACUUCCCCAAAGGAGAGUUGGAUCCGGAAGCUCAAACUGUCCAGCAAGACGUGGAUGUUCAACUGCCGCCGUUGCCUCAGCAGCAGCAGCAACAACAACAGCUACAGUUGUUGCUGCUGCAGCUACCAGACGAGCCACCAUAUCCUCUUUCUUCUGAAUCCCAGCAUAAAGGCUGUAGAGGCCCCCAACCUGCACGACAAGUGCAGCGGAUGUGUGGCGAGCUGCCUGUGUAUAAGUGGGAGGAGAGGAUUGAUGGUGCGCCUCAGGCAUCCGCUUUGAGAACGCAAAUAAUGUUGCACGAAAUCGAGAUUUUGAGGCAGAAGCAGGAGGCAGAGCUACAGAAGGUCUGGCUGGGUCACGGCGACCAGUUUGCGAAGCUCAAGAAGUUCCAGUGUGAACAGGGGAAGGUGCAGCCGAGGCUCUCUCGGGAUCAGCUGGCGGAGCAGCAGAAGCGCCACGUGCAGCAAGGAGAAGAACUACGGCAUCUUCACAGAUUGCAAACAGCAGACAUUCGCCUGAAACAAGAAAUGGCUAUGGAGUUGUUAAUUUGCAGGGUUAAGGACAUGCUCGGUCUCCCCCAGCCCCCCAAACCUCCGCAGCUGCCUCGCCCGAAGCUGCCAGAAUACCUGAGAAAAGUGCAUGCAAGCCCCAUGAAGGAUGAGGACAUUCAUGCCGUACUGCAGCAGCAGAUGCUGCUCAACCACGAAGAAGAGACGCUUCUCGUGGAACAGGAGAAAGAAAGACAAAAGAAAAUCCAGGCGGAAAAACAACUGUACAGGAAACGGAUGGCAGCAGCGGGACACGAAGUCCCACAAGAGAGACCUAAGCGGAAGCCCAUCAAACUUGAACAUGCCAGCGGCUUUAAUCAACUCCAGCAGCUGAGGUUCCAAGCGGACGCGGAGGAUGGGCAGCAGCAGCAGCAGCAGCGGGAAGAGGAUCAGGGACCUCGCAAGCAGAAGACUAUAAGGGACUUCAACAAAUUGCAGCUGCUGCAGGAUCGAAAGCUGCAUAAAUUACGCGACCAUUGCCGGCCGGAUCAGGGCCUCCAAGGCCCGAGAGAGAGUCAUCUACAGGACUGGCUGAGUCUUAUGCAGAACAGAGGGAAACCAGCAAACAUUCGACGCAUACGACCGCAAAGGUGUGCGUCACAGGAGCAUAUAGAGCUGCCUCCGCAGCUCACACGCACCCCACAACAGCUGACAGUACGGAAGAACGAUCGUAACGCUGACUUAGAGGAGCAACGCGUACAUGCAGCCGUAUCAGCUAAGGAUCUCCAGUGGCUUCCCCUUCCGCAGCUUCUGCGGCCGCCUGUGGACGCAGCAACAGCACAACAGCAGCCUUACCUGAAUCCGCAGAAGAGUGCAGACUCCAUUCGCGAGGAGCAACAACACCUUACUCCCCUUUCUCACCAGAAAGUGCUCUCCAAAUCUACACUUGACUCUCAAGAGACCCUCCAGCGCUCCCAUAUACAACUGCUGCAGCGGCAGCAUUUGCAUUCUCUGCCUCCCCCUGCCCUCUACCAAGAACAGAAGACUGAGAACACAGCAGAAACCAGCCGGGAUCAUCAAUGCCAUGCUCACCAUCUCGUGCAAAGCGACAACUUGCUCAUGGAACAUCGGACGUGUGGGCAGGAACAUGGGGAGCAGCGCCAGCCGGGCGCCCAAUCACAGCACUAUCGUCACCACGAGAGUGGGUCCGGAAGCGAAGACGUGUUUGCACAAUUCGUCGCGACAGCGCAUCUCCAGCAGCCGGCCCCUGGGUUGCUCCUGCAGGCGGAACGGGGCAUAGUAGUGCAAGAGGUGUAUACUGGGGAGAGACCGCAAACUAAGAGGAGCGAUAGCUCGAUCCGUAGCCCGACGAAGCCGCUCCGUUUCCCAGAAGAGCGGCGGACGCUGCAGGGCACACAACGUGCUGAGCCACUGAGGAUUCAUCAACAAGACCAACAGCAGCGCCUGCUACAGCAGCUAAAUCUUUCCCAGACAGAUCCAGAACAACAGCCGCAGCAGCAGCACGAGCCAUUGCACAUCACAUCCGGGUGGCCCCAGCAGCAACAACAGAAACAACAGCAUAUGUAUCAGCUCCACAGAGAGCACCAAGAGUUUGGGGAGCCACGAGCUGUUGUGUAUCCCUCUUCUAGCAGCAUGCAGACUCGUGAUGGCUUAAUAAGUGGGCAGCGCCACCUGCAGUCAGAGGGCCCAACGCAGCUAUAUCCUGCAGCAGGUCCCGGAGGAGACCUGCAGGUUCUGCAGCAGCAACAGCAACAGCAACAGCACCAGAAACACGCUAAAUCGUUGAUUACACACCAAGAAACGUUAUUGAACUCCACCGCACCUGAAGGGCAACAGCUGCUGCAGCAGAUGAGAAUCGAGCCGGAGCAGAAGCAGGAGCUCCACAACAGGAACAUGUACCCCGUACAGCAGCAUUUCACACAGGGACAAGAAUUGUCACUACAUUUGCAGAGGGGGUUGAACGUUCAGCAGCUUCUCCACGUACAGCAGUUGCAGAAAAUGCAGCAGCAGCAAAUGCAACAACAACAAAUGCAGCAGCAGUGUUUCCGGCUGCGCCAGCCAUUGCUGCAGGACCAAACGUGGCAGCCACAACACCUUGGGCAGGCAGAGCAGCCUUGUCAAGAACGGCAAACACACCUGCAAGAAUGUUUCACGAACCUGAUUAGCAUGCGCCGUCAACCGGAAGUUCAGCAGCUUCCCCAAAUCCACGAGAAGCCGCAUCUGUUGGAGCGAUCGGUUCUGCAGCCUACAGCGUCAGCAAUGCAAAAGCAUGCUCAGCCUAACCGGUUGACGCAACAGCAGCAAAUGCAACAGGAAGAACUGCAGCUUGCGCAAGCGACGCAAAAAUCCAGCCAUCCUACGCAGGAACCUGUGUUGAGUGAGCUUCAGUAUCUGCCCCAGGAUGGGCCUACGCUACAGCAGCAACAACAACUGCAGCAGCAAUCCUUGCAGCGGGAGGGGCUGAACUUGCAAGACGGCUUGCUGCCCCACGUAAUGCUCCCCGAACAGCAGCAGCGGCAUCAGCAGCAGCAGUAUCAGCAGCAGCACAAGUAUCAUCAUCAGCAGCAUCAUCAGCAGCAGCAUCAACAGCAGCAACACCUGCAGCUCCAACAGCAGCUUUCGGAGAGUACCGUAUCGCAGAAGCAACCACCGCAGCCACCUCAGCAGCAGCUGCACUUUGGCCAGGGAGUGCGGCAACAGCACUGGCAGCAGGAGCAGGGAAAAGGUCAGCAAGAGCCUAGUCGUCACAUGCAAGGCUUGCACCAACAGCAAUUCGGACACCGGCAGCACGUUCUGCAGGUGCAAUGCUCGGCUCAGCUGCAGCAGGAGCACCUUCUAGAGAACCAUUUGCAGUUGCAGCAGCUGCUUCAGCACCAAGCGCCGGCUGGUGAACUGCAGCAGAUCAUGGGACAUGAGCAGGCACAGCUACGCCGGUUGCUGCACCAAUUAGCGCACAGUAAACCAUGGCAGGCAAGUCAGGCUCAGGCCCAUAAGCAGCAGGAGCGCAUGCCUCCUACUCCUCACUUCCCACUGCAGUUGCAGAUAUCACAGCAGCUGCACAGGCUGCGCCUCUUUCAGCAACAGAGGCAAACGCCACAGCUCACGCAAACACAACACCAAAUGCAACUGCUGCUUCACCUACAGUAUCUGCACAAAAUGCCACUCAGUCAACUACCACACCAACUGCAACAACCUCAGCAGGUGGGCUUCCUACAGCAACACCACGUUUCGAAUUGUCUGCAGAACCUGCCCUCGGAGUAUGCUGCGGCGUUGCAGCGGCAAACGCAAAGCAUAAAGCAGGCUUUCGAACGGCUGCAGCAACUGCAGCAGCAGCCGAAACAGCCUCAGCAGCAAGCACGGCAGCAGCCGGAGCAGCUCGGGAACACUGAAUCGUUACAUGAGACCGGCCUGAUGAUAACUGGCUCGCCGCCUCCGUGUGCGGAGGAGCAGAAACUGUCGGAGGUGGAGGUUGGGCGGCAACAGGAAAACUGGAGCCAGCAAGAAACAGAGUACCAGCAACAGAAGGCGGAUAUGCAGAACUGGCUUGAGAUGCAGCAGCAGCAGCAAAGGCAGUCGAAGCAGCUACAAGACCUCCAGGAGGCUCUGAGCCAUGGUAAGGCACCCGACGUCAUGUGGAGACAAGCCAGACUACUGUUGAGGGCACAGAUGCAGCUGCACCUGGAGCAGCUGCACCACAUUCAUCAACAACAGCGGGGGGCUCUCACGAAAAUACAUGAGCGGCAGCGCAAUCAGGUGAAGCAACAACAACACCAGCACCUGCAGCGGCUUGGAAAUACCGUCCUACGCAUCAAGCUCUCGUGGCACCACGAAACUGUACAUAAAGUGCUGCAGAAACACCAACGCAUGCAGCUGACUGCCCUGAAUGACACGCAAAAGAAGGAAGAGCGCGUCUUGCUGCAGCAGCAGCAGCAGUUUGAACUCACAGCUGCUGCAGACCCCCAGAAUCGGCCCGAUUGUCAGACGCAACUGCGGCGCGCCAUGCGGCUGCUUGCUCAGGGACCGUUCGUACAGUGUGAGGAGGAGGGGCAGCAGGCUCCACAUGAGCAGCAGAAGAAGGCACAGGAGCAGCACCAGCAGCAGCAGCAGCAGCAACAGCACCGGCGACAGUUGCUGCAAAACCCUCACUGCCCAGAGCAAGAAGCGAAAAGGUCAGCAGCCAUGGACGUUUUAGAGCAGCUGCAGCGCACACAAAGGGAGGGAGAGCUGCAACAGAGACAACUGCAGAAGCAGCUGAAAGAGCAGCAUCAGCAGCAGCUUGCGCUUGUGCAGCAUACUACAGAGGGUGGGGUGCUACAUUCUGAAGAGGCGGGAAGUACCCAUCAGGUCUUUCGCAGCAUCCUCGGCCUUAUGGCGCACCAGGAGGACUUAGACGCACAGAAAGCAGAGCUUUUGGAACUUGCUACUGCACAGCUGCAAGCCCACACGGGCAUUGGCACUAGCAGCAGCAGCAGCAACAACACUACAAAUAGCUCCUGCAACAGCUACAACAACUACUGCGCUACCAACUGCAGCGGUAACAACACAAGCGGCAGGAGUUUUAGCAAAAGUGGGAGCACCAGCAACAUUGAAGGGUGCAGCAGCGACAGAGGAACUACUAAUGGCAGCAGCGGCAUUCCAAUAGGUAACAACGGCAACAGCGGAACAGCUGGCAGCAAUGGCAGCAGCACCGGGAUUUCGACUGGCAGCCAGCAGACGAACCGCAGCAACAACGCGGACAUGCCUAGUAGCAGCACAAACAGCAGUGGCUGCAGCAGUAAAGACCGUGGAAUCGAGUUGGGUGCUACGCCUAACUCCGAGGAAGCACAGAAAAGGAACUCCCAAAGCUGCUUGUCCUCUGUGAGGAGCAGCGCGUACUGCUUUACAGCACCACGAGCCGCUGGAGCUGCAUUGGCCGACGUAGCAGAGGCCGCAGCCGCCGCAAUAGCAACAGGUGCUUCACGCUAUGCUGAAGCAGUAGAACGCUCUGGGAGGAGCUCUGAGCAGGGUCUGGAGCGUCCCUCUGGCUCAGAUAUGUUCAGCAAGAGGGAUGCAGACAGGCGGGCCCUGGCACUGCGUGUAGCCCGCUUGCUGCAGCAGUCCGAUGCGUGCUUUGCUUUGCCUAAAGUGGACACGAGGCCCUUUUCAGCUUUGUUAAAGUACAUUGUGCCUGCUGCAGAGCAGGCGGAGGCGUUGCGGGAGCUGCAGCGGCAGCAGCAGCUGCACACUGAACUACUGUCGUCUCUUCGUCGCAUCACCGCCAAGACGGAGCAGCUCCUAUUGCAGCACCCCGAGCUCCUUGUUGAAGUCGCCUCUCUGCGUCAAAACACACAAGACAGAGACCUGCAAGAGCUGGCCCGCUUCAGUAGCGUGGACGCCAAGAGCGCAGUGCUCUGUCUUGCUAGAGAUACACUGGUCGCCUUUCCUGCAGCAAAAACAGAGGACCACCUCCGGUCUUCCCUCCAGGAGGUUAGCGGUGCAGGAGCCGACGGACCUGCGGCGGAGCAACCAGAAACCAACAACUGUCUCCCCAGAGGCCUUGAAACCCCGCUGUCCCUCUUCUCUUCAGCUUCAGAAACGCUUCGCCUCGGGUCCCUGCAGCGCGUGCCCCCGCCUUCGCCAGCCAACCGACUGUCACCUCCUCCAGAAGGGGUAUCCCCAGGUCAACCUUACUUGGCGCCUCUGCAUGCGCAACAACCCCUGGGCUUCGAGGACACAGAAACGGAGGAUGCGCAUACCCAUUCAUCUUCGUCUGAUGUCGCUUUCGGUUUUCCUUUUCCCCACUCCUCUGCCUUGCACGCGCAGCAGCAGGAGCACCUCGAGUUGCUCGUGGGGCCCCCGUUCUCCACUCCGUCAGCAGGAGUGAUGGAUGCCCCAUGGACGCAUUUAGAAGACCUUGGAGGAGCCCUUGGGGCCUGCGCGGUCCCCAACAACCGGCCCCUGUGCCUAAUACCAGCUGCCAACCGCCUGUACGCAUGCAGGCAGGUCAGCCGGAUGGAGCGACACUACGUCGUGCAGCAGCAGGAACGUCUGCUGCUUCUGCACCACCUCGAACACGGAGGACGGCAACCUCCCGCUAAACCUGCACGCCCACCUCCCAGGCAGAGGGGCCGCAGGAGAAGGGGUACAAGAGGUGGCGCCGCCAGAGCUGCGGCAGCUGCUGCUGCGGCUGGAGCUGCUGCAGCUGCAGCUGCGGCUGUAGCGGCUGUGGCGCAGCAGGAGCCUAGUAGUAACAGUAAUCCCACUCAAAGUAACCCAGAUGCUCUUGUUGGAGUUCAUGAUGGACUCGUUGGGUUACCCUCAGGUACUGCUGCCUGUCGACAGGUGCAGACUGGUGAUCAGCAAACAAAUGCAGUAAGAGAUUCUGAAGUUGCUGCAGCAGCAGCGGCUGCUGCUGCUGUUGCUGCUGCUGUCCGCAUUGGUAACGUUCGGCGGGAUCUGCAGCACAAGAUGCCUUUUUCUUGGCCCGGGGGUCCAGGAGGUCGUGAAGUAACUGUCGUCGAUUGGGGGUCACCCCGUGAUAGGUGCUGGGGGAGGGUAGACGGGCCUGAGAUGUUUGCUACAGAGAUGCCCUUCCCCUCCCGCCUCCUGGUCGGAAGCGAGGUCAGCGUAGAUCCCGUUGCAGCAGCAGCAGGUGCUGCUGCAGCAAGUGUUGCUGCAGCAGGUGCUGCUUCUGUUUCAUCUGCUGCGGAUGAUGUUGCAUCAGGUACCGAUGAGGGCUUGAUUGAAAGCAGCUUUCGAGAAGGUGAUGGAAAAAGGCAGGAAGGGGGACCUGAUGGAGAGCUGCAUUUUUUGAAGGCUUUGAGGGACUUUCUGAUGAGGCCUCUCCCGCAUUCUUCUGCUCUAUUUGGCUGCUAUGGUAUGCUUGGAAAAACUUCAUUAGGCAAGGGGGUGCCAAUAGAAACUGGGAGCUCGCAGGAAUCUGCAGACACACCCGGCGACACAAGGGCCUCGUCAGCCCCCGAUGGUCCCCUUGUGCCGUUGCUGCCUGCCGACGAACCAUGCAUGCAUCAACGCGACCCGCAGAAGCAACAGCAGCAAUUGGACGAAUACGAAGAAGAAGAAAGACAGGAGAGUCGAGCAGAAAAGUCAACGCGCGCAUCUCCUAGAGAUCCCAGUGGGGCUUCGUACUGUAGCGGGGUCAACAGCAACGAAACCCGUCAAGACAAACAGACCUUCUUCGGGAAGUUCCAAGCCUUCCCUUUAGCAACGGACAGCAUUCCAGCAAAUACCAGUGAUUACCUCUUCGAGCUGACAAACCCGCAAGAUGCUGCAGCUCUGGGGACGCCUGAAAAUGGCAGCAACACGCGUGCAGAAACUGUCGGUGGUCCCCAGGCAGAAGGUGCAUCCGCUGCUGCAGCUGUUCCUGCAGCUGCUGCUGUUGGGAGAGCAUUUGCGCCUCCCCCCACUGCUUCUCCUAUUUUAUCUACCCUUGCACAGUCGAAGAAAGCAGCCCCCCCGGGGCGGAAGAGAGCGAGCAUCGAGGAUGCCGAAGAAGAGUUUGGAAGGCCUCCAGGAAGCAAGAGGAUUCGGGGGCCUACCGGCUAA
This is a messenger RNA of Eimeria maxima, 8925 nucleotides long. RefSeq lists its product as hypothetical. The record is from RefSeq and is a predicted model, not a curated record. The transcript has a single exon. NCBI's taxonomy places the organism in Eukaryota, Apicomplexa, Conoidasida, Eucoccidiorida, Eimeriidae. The coding region runs from base 1 to 8925 and encodes 2974 amino acids.